AUGUGGUCGACAGCGCGCACAAUCGCUGCAGGGGACCUCGUCAUCGUCUGGCUGACCCGCGAUCUCGUGCAGCCGCUGUACGUCGCGCCCGGGAAAGACUUCAACAGCAAGUACGGGUCGUACCGCCACGCGGACCUCGUCGGGCUGCCCUACGGCAGCAAGGUGCGCGCGCGCGGCGGGCGCGGGUUCAUCCACGUCCUGCGCCCGACGCCCGAGCUCUGGACGCUGGCGCUCCCGCACCGCACCCAGAUCCUCUACCUCGCCGAUAUCGCCUUCAUCACCUCGUGGCUCGACAUAAGGAGCGGGAGCAGGGUCAUCGAAGCAGGUACCGGCUCGGGCUCGUUCACCCAUUCCACCGCGCGCACGAUAGGACCCACAGGCCAUCUAUGGUCUUAUGAGUUCCACGAGGCGCGGUUCGCCAAAGCGAGGGACGAGUUCGCGCGCCACGGCAUCGCGGACAGGGUCACGCUGACGCAUCGGAACGUCUGCAAGGAGGGAUUCACGGUGGAAGACACGGUCGAUGCUGUGUUCCUCGACCUGCCUGCGCCGUGGGACGCGGUCGAGCACGCGAAGAAGGCGCUGAGGAAAGACCGCGUGACGCGGAUAUGCUGCUUCAGCCCGUGCAUGGAGCAGGUGCUCCGGACGGUCAGCGCGCUCAACGAAGCGGGGUUCACCGAUAUUACGAUGUACGAGACCCUCAUCCGCCCGCAGGACGUGUCCGUCGUGCCGAAGUUGAAGCCGAUAAGCGAGGUGAGCGCGCGGUUGAAGGAGGCGGAGAGGAGGCGGGAGGAGAAGAGGCAGCGGCAGAUUAGAGAGGCGCAGAGGAGGAAGCGGAAGCGGGCGGAAGAAGAAGGAGAGGGCGAGGGGGCCAUUCAGAAAGAGGAGAGUGAAGGGGUUGAGGUGAAGAAGGUGAAGACGGAUGGGGAGGGUGGGGAGAAGGGUGAUGUUGUGGAGGAGAACGAUGGGCAGGCCGUGGAGGGGAAGGACGCUGCGUUGGAUGUGCGGCCAGCGCAAGAUGCGACCGCGUCUACGUCCGCGGUUGUCCCCUCAAAGACCGAACCGCAACCCGACGCUGAGGAAGCUGGACAGGAAGAAGAGACGAUCGUGGUCUCGAAGACGUUCCCCGAGGUCCGGGGGCAUACGUCCUACCUGACGUUUGCGUGCUUGCUGCCCGCGGCGCUGGUCACUCGCGCGAGCGAGCCUCCUCCCAGUAAAGGGACCGGGGAUGUGGAGAUGGCUGUAGUGGCGGAAUGAGGGACGAUGAAACGAAGUAGAUCUUUUCUAUGUAUGCACAAUGCAGUGAUUAUAUUUGUAGGGUAGAUGCUCGAACGACGUUACUGAU
Molecule: messenger RNA, 1342 nt
Organism: Gloeophyllum trabeum ATCC 11539
Lineage: Eukaryota; Fungi; Basidiomycota; Agaricomycetes; Gloeophyllales; Gloeophyllaceae
Product: tRNA methyltransferase complex GCD14 subunit
Exons: 7
Coding region: 1-1254 (417 amino acids)
Biological process (GO): tRNA methylation
Cellular component (GO): nucleus; tRNA (m1A) methyltransferase complex
Source: RefSeq, a predicted model, not a curated record